Messenger RNA from Colletotrichum higginsianum IMI 349063, 483 nucleotides. Its product is annotated as 60S ribosomal protein L21-A. NCBI's taxonomy places the organism in Eukaryota, Fungi, Ascomycota, Sordariomycetes, Glomerellales, Glomerellaceae. Bases 1 to 483 code for a protein of 160 amino acids. Gene Ontology annotation, cellular component: ribosome; cytosolic large ribosomal subunit. Gene Ontology annotation, molecular function: structural constituent of ribosome. Gene Ontology annotation, biological process: translation. The record is from RefSeq and is a predicted model, not a curated record. The transcript has 3 exons.
AUGGGUCACCCAGCGGGUCUUCGCGCGGGAACGCGCUAUGCGUUCAGCAGAAACUUCCGUGAGAAGGGUAUGAUCAAGCUCUCCACGUACCUCCGCGAGUACCGGGUUGGCGACAUUGUCGACAUCAAGGCCAACGGUGCCGUCCAGAAGGGUAUGCCUCACAAGGUCUACCACGGCAAGACCGGUGUCAUCUACAACGUCACCAAGUCUGCCGUCGGUAUCAUCAUCUACAAGAAGGUGAAGCACCGCUACCUCGAGAAGCGCAUCAACAUCCGCAUCGAGCACAUUUCGCCCUCCCGUUCGAGAGACGACUUCCUUCGCCGCGUCAAGGAGAACGCCGCCCUCAAGAAGAAGGCCCAGGCCGAGGGCAAGCCCCUCCAGCUCAAGCGUCUCCCCCUUAUGCCCCGCGAGGCCCGCACCGUCGACUUCAAGGAGAACAAGCCUGAGACUGUCACUCCCCUCCCUUACGAGACGACGAUUUAG